CCGAGGAAGAAAAAGACCCGGAAGUAAGUUUUACUAUGCUUUACUGGGGCGGGAAAGUUCUGCUAAGAAGGCAUUAAACUGCAAGCCAGGUGAGAUAUCCUGACCAUGCCGUCCAAACGACAAGAUGUGGCCCAGCCUGCCUUCUCUCCAGUUCUCUUCCUGACUGUGGAGGGUGAACCCAUGUGUUUCUUCCUGCGACCGGGUCCCAUCAAAAGCAAACUCCAGCCACUCAUCACAGCUGGAGGAGGGAUGUUGUGCAAUGUCCAGCAACCAGGAGCAAUACUGCUGAUUGAUCCUGAGGAAAGAAGCACCAUUCCAGAAUCCACCGCUCACUGGUAUGUGUCCACCCAGUAUAUUCAUGACUGUAUUGAGAAGGAUGAACAACUGAAUUUAGAGGACUACAAGCUAAAUCCUAAAGUCCAAAGACAUUCUGCUAGACUCAAUAGCAGCAAAAAUGUCUCUCCUCAACUCACAGGAGGCAGAAAUGCCUACAGUCCGGAAGAAGAUGCUGCCAUUUUAAAUUAUGUCAGCAAACACAAGACUGAGACUGGGGGGAACCGGCUUUGGCAAGAGAUGGAGAAACGGUGUGUGACCAGUCACAGCUGGCAGUCAAUGAAAUACCGCUACAAAGCACGACUGGCUAAGAAACAGACGGGGGCCACGAAGGUGGAAAAGACAGAAGGCAGUAAGACAGCAGAAGAAAAGACAGAGGUGGAAGGAAAUCAAGAGACAGCGGUUCAAAAAUCUUCAUGUGAAGAAGAUGUAUUAGAAACAGACCUAACACAGGCAAAUGCACAGUUAAUACAAACAGGAAACGCACCAGAAAAUGUAGAUGCUCAGACAUCCAUCUCCCUCCAAGAACAAGAGCAGCAUGUGAGCCAGAAAACAGAUGAACAACCAUCUGAUGGCCAACAAUCAGAUACUGUAGAAGCCGAAGCAGCUCAGUCCUCUCAGACUGUGGCACCUUGUGCAAACCUACAGGCAGAGACCCAACUCCUUACAGCAGAGACCACAGAAGCAGAAAGAGGUGGGCCUCAAGUGACUGUCUCCCCACAAAAACAAAGUUUAUCUGGGGAGUCCCCGCCCAAAACUUCCUCAUCAAAAAAGCUGAGAGAGAAGCAGAAGGUCUCCCCAAUGCUGGAACAAAAGCCACGCCGAAUGACUCGUAGGCAGCUUGAGCUUGAACCGUACGGCAAAAAACUCAGGUCAUCAUCAACCCAAACAGUUCGAUCUACAUCAUCUCCUGAGCCUCUGAAGAAAACAAAAUCAGCUGUGAAGUCUGCUCUUAAAGGUACAAUCUUAGACCAGCCGCCCCCUAAGAAAGCCAGAGGAGAGACUGUGGCAGCAGAAGCAGAGAGCGAUGAGGAGCAGAAUACACCAGCAACCGUGUCUGAAACAGCACAAGCAGAUGAAACCAAAUCAGUGCCACAGAACGCAGAGGAGAAAAAAGAGAAGAGAAAGUUGGGGAUUCUUGAACUGGCAACGAAGGAGUUUGAAGAUGAAAGUGAGUCUGAUGAGCUUGAAGCUCCAGAUCUCCAAAACUCUGCACAAACAGCAGCUACAUUGACCUCCUCCCACCCCCCACCUUCAGACACUACUCCUAAUCCUGGUACCAGACAGUCCACCUCUAAACCUGGACCCACACAGACUCUUCUGAAUCAUGUGGAAGAGGCUCAGGCCACUAGUAACAACUGUAUAGCAGAGACACACCGCCUGCCUGCAGCUGCUAAGCCUGUAGUGUCUGAGGCUGUUGGUGCAACCUCCAAGGCCCACCUGUUCAUAUUUGACAGUGAAUCUCAGGAAGACGACUCUCAGUCUGUCAUUGGUGACCGUUCAGUAGCUCCUUCAAACCCACAGCCGACAGUGAAGAAAGGUGCUGCACCUUCUCUGACUCAGGACCUGUUAGAGGAGGACAAGCAGCGAAUCAGAGACCUCAUGAACCAGACAGAUCAGGAUUUAAUUAGUGUGACCAAAACUUUAUUGAAGACCAGCGGAGACUUCUCUGCUGCACUCGACCUGCUUUUGAAUCCCUCCUCCAUUUCUGGACCAUUUUGGAAUCGCUGUGAUGACAGACUUUUGCUCUCGGCUGAUCCUGUCGUCUUCCAACAGCUGCAGGAGAAAUACGGUGAGGAGAGCGUGGCCAAAAGAAUCGUGUUUCUCGAGGUGGAGGGAUGAAAAUGUACGAUUCUACAGAUGGCAAAAAGAAGCUGGAUCUAAGACGACAUUCUCUGCACUACUGUGCAAAAAGUGAACUGGAUCACUGAUAUUGAGAUUGUUUGAAUUCCCACUUCUGUUUUUCAGUUGUCACCCACAACAGUUAAACUUGUGUGAAGAUAAAAACUUGCUUGUUUGUCCAAUACUGCUGCUUCUUGACUAAAUUUGAAUUUUAAUCAAAUUAUAUUAAAGUUGUCUGAACUUUUAUUUUUCUUUGGGGACACAAGCUUUUAAUACAUUUUAGAUUGAAAAGAUGUUGC
Archocentrus centrarchus (flier cichlid) is the source of this 2474-nucleotide messenger RNA. Its product is annotated as telomeric repeat-binding factor 2-interacting protein 1-like. Gene Ontology annotation, cellular component: shelterin complex. Lineage: Eukaryota; Metazoa; Chordata; Actinopteri; Cichliformes; Cichlidae. Gene Ontology annotation, biological process: protection from non-homologous end joining at telomere; telomere maintenance via telomere lengthening. Gene Ontology annotation, molecular function: telomeric repeat DNA binding. The record is from RefSeq and is a predicted model, not a curated record.